AUGCCUGUCCGCUAUGAAAGCAAAGCUGUCAACCCCGAGCCUUUGGCCCAGCCUCUGAGUUUUCCCUUCUCCGGAAAGACAGCAAAGAACCGCUUUCUCAAGAGUGCCAUGGCCGAGAACCUCGCAACUUGGAGUGGCAGCGACCCUUCCAAGAGAGGCGUUCCCACACCCGAGCUCGUCGAGGUUUAUCGUCGAUGGGGUGAAGGCCCGAACAACUUCGGCGUGGUUGUCACGGGUAACAUUGACAUCGAGUUUGACUACAUGAGUGGCAUCGGCGAUAUGAUCAUCACACCCGAGUGUGAGCCCAAGGGCGAACGUUUCGAAGGAUUCAAGGCCGUCGCUGCGGCCGGCAAGGCCCACGGAAGUCUGAUGCUGGGCCAAGUCACCCACUCAGGACGACAGGUGCAGAAGAAGAUUCAACCUAACCCCAUUUCAGCCUCUGCUGUUCCUCUUGAGCCAAAGAUGGGCAUGGAAUUCGCCAAACCCCGCGAAGCCUCCAAGGAGGAUAUCGACCGCGUGAUCGAAGGUUUCGCUCACGCAGCGGAGUAUCUGGACAAAGCCGGCUUCGACGGAAUUCAGCUACAUGCUGCUCACGGCUAUCUCAUCGCGCAGUUCUUGUCGCGCACGACAAACCAACGAACGGAUGAGUACGGUGUUCAAACGCUGGAAAACCGCACCCGCCUGAUUUCCGAUAUCGCCAGGGCCAUCCGGGCGCGGACAUCCCCGGAUUUCAUCCUCUCUGCGAAGCUCAACAGCGUGGAGUUCCAAGAUGGGGGCGUGACGCCCGAUGAGGCUCGCGAGCUGUGUGCAUCCUUGGCCGAGCUGGGUUUCGAUUUCCUCGAGCUCUCUGGAGGCACCUACGAGGCACUGGGCUUGACAUACGAAAAGGAGUCCACUCGCAAGCGGGAGGGUUUCUUCCUCGAAUUCGCUGAGACGGUCGUCACUGGUCUCGGGGACCGAAACUCUCGCAAGACCAAGGCAUACAUCGUGGGCGGUAUGAGGACUGUCGGGGCAAUGGUUGACGCACUUGACAUCGUUGAUGGCGUUGCUCUGGGACGACCCGCCGCUCAGGAGUUCCGAAUUGUUCCCGACAUUCUGGAAGGGCGUGUGGCAGGCGCAAUUCGUCCGGUGCAGAUGAUCGAGGACGAUUUCGGUUUCGGACACUUGGUAUCUGGGGCCCAAAUGCGCCAGGUGUCUAAGGGCCGGGAGCCAUUUGACUCAAGCGACCCUAAGUCAGUGGAGACUUUUGCUUCGGACAUGCAGGCUUGGGUCCAGGACUUGAUUGCCGAUGGCGACAAGCUUGAACACCAUGGAGGUGUAGACUUUUCGGGAAAGGUUCAACCUUACGGGGUAACUGCAGCUGCGUAG
Molecule: messenger RNA, 1368 nt
Organism: Colletotrichum karsti
Lineage: Eukaryota; Fungi; Ascomycota; Sordariomycetes; Glomerellales; Glomerellaceae
Product: nadh oxidase
Exons: 3
Coding region: 1-1368 (455 amino acids)
Molecular function (GO): FMN binding; oxidoreductase activity
Source: RefSeq, a predicted model, not a curated record